Messenger RNA from Entrophospora sp. SA101, 882 nucleotides. The record is from the annotation of a GenBank genome assembly. Lineage: Eukaryota; Fungi; Glomeromycota; Glomeromycetes; Entrophosporales; Entrophosporaceae.
AUGCAAACUGAUUUAGAUCAAAAUGUAAUAUUGAAUGUCGGCGGAACAAAGUUUGAAACAAAAAUUUCAACCUUAUUAUCACAACCUGACACAUUGCUCGGAAAAAUGUUUCAUCCAAGAAACAGAUCACUCUUAAAACCAACACAUAGAGAUAAUGAAUAUUUCUUUGACAGGAAUCCAAAAGCAUUCUAUUAUAUUUUAGAAUAUUAUCGUACUGAAGAUAAUGCCGGAGAAAUAGAUGAAGAAAAUCAAUUUGUAGAUAACAAUGAAACGUUAACAUUGGAAAUGAUGAAAAAAGAAUUAGAUUAUUUUAAUAUUGAGAUGAGCAUGAAAGAAUUGAAUUUAGCAGAGAAAGCAGCAGCAGAAAUUUUUACGAAAUUUAUUAAAGCAAUUGAAAAUCUAAUCUAUGAAGCAAUUAGAACAUUCUCAAGCUCUAUCACAAUCGAAUUCUUUAGUUCUUCAAAAUCGCCCUCAAUCCAAUUCAAUGACACACCAAUGAAAGAUAAACUUCUUGAAUACAAAUUUAUUGGUUAUGGGAUUUUAGAUCACUUUGAUGAAAGUUACUUAUCAGAUUGUUUAACCAGAAGUUUUCCUUUUAUGGAUGUAUAUCUUGAAACUGAAAUAAAAUAUAAUUCUUGUGUGAUUUACUUGUUUGAAAGUGCCGCAAUUCGUGAUAUUACAGAGGCUUCAGUUUACGAUGAAUACGCACUUCCAAAAUUAUACAUAAAAGUACAUUAUUGUGUUUCUUGUGCCAUCCAUUCUCACAUAGUCAGAGUUAGAUCUCGUGAAGGCCGUCGUAAUCGUGCUCCUCCACCAAGAAUUCGUUAUAAUAAGGACGGGAAAAAGAUUAAUCCUACUGUUCAACAAAAAAAUGCUGCCUAA